Molecule: messenger RNA, 841 nt
Organism: Saccostrea echinata
Lineage: Eukaryota; Metazoa; Mollusca; Bivalvia; Ostreida; Ostreidae
Exons: 4
Coding region: 117-653 (178 amino acids)
Source: RefSeq, a predicted model, not a curated record
UACAUGUAUAUCGGUCGUGUGGUCCUAAUAUCCGCAAUGUGCAAUAGGAAAAUAUUCAUCAAUAAAAUAUAUGUACAUAAUAAUUUACAGAGGGAAAAUAUACAAGAGUAACAUUUAUGGAUCAUAUGAAACACAAACUUUUAUUGAUUUCUUUAUUUUUUUACACGCCGCUGUGCGAAUCGUCCUCUUGUACAAGAUAUACACACCAACUGUGUAUUGAAGAUUGCAAAUGGAAUAAGGAGAAUAACAAGUGCGAAAGCUGCCCGGUGGGUUACCAGGGAAACAACUGUUCAGUACCUUGUAGAUAUCCAAAUUUUGGAAAGGAUUGUCAAGAGGACUGUUCACAUUGUGACGAGAAAUGGUGUAAUCCAACAUAUGGCUGUAUAACAACUGUUACGACGAAUAGAAUAACUAAAGGAACCACUUCCUCAUCCUUCAGUCUUGAUCCUGUCAUUAUAGGAACUUUAACAUCAUCGGGAUUCCUCUUGGUUUUCAUUUCUUUCGCCAUUGUUACGGUCUUCAAUAGAAGGCGGUUUGUUAGAAAUAUAAGGAGAAGAGCACAUUUCAUCGAUUCUAUCAUUAUGGAUUUUCCUGAUGAUUCCACGCAAAGAAAUCUUACCAAUGAUUCAUUGCUGCGUUAUUCGAGGAGCUAAUGUAUCUAAUAUAUGAUUUACGCAAUAUUAAGAGUUCCAAUGUUUUACAUUAGAGAUGCAGAAAUAUUUUAUGGAAUUUAUUGACUCAAAAGUAGGGUAGGAAUUGGGGUUAGCCAAAAUUCAUAUUCUGAAUUAAAUAUAUGACUAACAUGUGAUUUUCUUCUAGAACAUAUCAAAAUAAAAAGCAA